Messenger RNA from Schistocerca gregaria, 2866 nucleotides. Its product is annotated as probable basic-leucine zipper transcription factor E. The transcript has 2 exons. NCBI's taxonomy places the organism in Eukaryota, Metazoa, Arthropoda, Insecta, Orthoptera, Acrididae. The record is from RefSeq and is a predicted model, not a curated record. The coding region runs from base 748 to 2040 and encodes 430 amino acids.
CUGUACUAAAAUUCUGUAAUGUCUAAUUUAGUUUUAAGUCGUGAAUUGCUAUCGUAUUGUAAACAAAACAUUGUCAAAGACUCUCAUUGUUUGGAAAGAUAUUAAUACACCUAGGAGUUGUCAGUUGCCAGUUGGGAUAUGCAGUGCGGUUAGCUCGGAGAGUCAGUUGUUGAGUCUGUGAAGUCUGUCAGUUCUGUUUUGUAAAUAAACGUCUGUAAUGAAGAAUUACUUGUUGUCGUCAAUAUGAACUCAAGACCUUUUGCACGAAGCAGACACCUCCUAAUGCAACGUAUUAAUUUGGUGUUGAGGAGCUGAAAUGUUAUAAUUUGGUUGAGGAAGCUGGGAUGUUAUAAUUUGGUGGAGGAGCUGGGAUAUGACGACCACCCAGUGAUUUUUCAAAAUAAAAUACGUCUCUUCUGGGAUCACAAGAAGAAAAUACGUCUGUUUUGGGACCACAAGAAGAGGAUAUACGACGGACCAGUCAUUCUUCAGAAGUAAAUACGUCGAUUCUGGGGUCACAAGAAGCGGAGUGAAUCAACCGAGCGAAACCAUCCUGGAAUUGAAGAAAUUUCGCAAAACACGGACACCAACGACCGCCGACGGACACUAAGAUAAGUACCCGCUUCCUAAAAUAAUGGAAAAAGACUCUGAUUUCAGUAUUGACAGCGGUGUAUCGAGUACACCUACUAGGGAAAGUGCUUCUGACAGUGUAGGAAUGUUGGAAAUGUUACAACAAAUGUUUUCAGAAUGUUAAACUCGAAGUUGGAUAACACAAACUCGAAGAUGGACGAUUCUCGUGCCGAAUUAUGUCAACAAAUUGAACAGACACAACAACAGAUGGACAGGUCGAUUUCGAAGGCUGUGUGUGAUUUAAAAUCAGAAAUAAAUUCAAAUACAGAACAGAUUGCUCACACUAAUCAGGUUCUCGAAGAAUGGCGAAUUACUUUUGAGUCAAACCAAAAAGAACUUAGUUGUCGUGUGGACACGGUUGAGAGCAAAAUUUCUGUCCUUGAAACUGAUUUAAGUAACGAAAUUUCAAAUAACCAGUCAAAACUUAAAAAAGUUGUUGAUUUUGUAAAUGAUGAAAAUUCUCAAUUGAGAAAUGAAUUUGACCAGACAAAACGAUUUUUUGAAAGCGAAAUUGAAUCUUUCAAAUCUGAUACUGACAAAAAGGUCACAGAAAUUUGUAGUAGAGUAGGUAAUGUCGAAAAAACUGUAGACAGAAAAUUUGUAGAAAUACAAGAAACUAUGUUGCAAAAAGGUUUUAGUAAUAGUUGUAAUGGGGUACGGGGAAAUUUUCCCAUUAAAACUUAUCCCGGUGACAAGAAUAUACACCCAAAAGACUUCAUGCAAUUCUGCAAGGAGCAGUUCACAUCCAUAAUAACAGAUAGUGUUAAGAUAAAAUUUGUAAAGAAAUUACUUGAUGGUGAGGCGCUUUCGUGGGCCAAUCAGAAUUGUUCCGCGGAAAUGUCCUUUGAAGAUUUCGAAAAAUGUUUUCUAACCAAAUUUUGGUCUGAAACUGAGCAAGCUCGAAUCAAAAGUGAAUUCUUGAAUGGUCCUAGUUACAGAGAAUCUGAUGGGUCAAUGAAAGCCUAUAGUGAGAAACAGUUGCAAAAAUUAGUGCAUCUGGAUAAGCCAUUUGAUGAGCUAACUCAAAUUGAUGCACUAAAACGGAGACUUCCGAAAAGAGUACAAUGGGGUUUAGUAUAUGGUCCAGAUGAGUCCAUAGAACAAUUCUUGAAAUAUGUGGACAAACUUGAUAGAGCCUUUGAACAAAACAACAGAUUUAACGACAUUGUAGGUUCAUCACACAGAGGGUGGGAACCGAACCGUGGAAAUAAUAACAAUAAUAGUGAACGAAGAAACUUUAACAACAACAGGGAUAAUUAUAAUAGCAAUGACAGAAGAAAUUUUGGUAGGAAUGAUCAGUACUUUAAUUCAAACAGAGAAUGGGAAAAUCGAAACAGGUCCUGGGGUAAUGACAUGAGAGAAGGUAACCCGAGGCAGGGAAACGACAGACAUAGGCCUUUAAACGACUAAAUGCUCCACUGGGAGUCUGUCAGUUUAGGGCAAGGAAUUUUCAAAAUCAGGCUAAUUUCACCCGGAACAGACAGCACUAUAAUCAGAGACCUAACCAGUAUAGACAGUAUGCUUAUGAUUGAUCUGUAGAUAGAGGUAAUGAAAACAUUAAAUUUGACAGGAAAUUUUGGAAUGUCAUCAGAGAAAAUACUAGAAACAACUGUAAUAGGAACCAGGCUACCUUUGAUGAAGUAGGCUUAGAAGAUUAUAUAAUUGCAAAUUUAUAUAAUCAAGAAGAAGAACCUAAUGCUGAAAUGAAAGCCUGUGAUAGCCUGCAGUGUAUAUGGAAACCAUACGGACUGUGAAGAUGAGACUGAAAUACAGUGUGUGGCAUUGAGGUAUACCGACCUUUAAGGAAGAAGAUCACCGACCUUCAAGAAAGAAGACACCAAAGAUAUGUGUAAAACUUUUCUGUUUUGUAAUGUAAGGACAUCAACCCUUCCGUGUUUCACGUGGAAGUGCUGAUGGGGGGGUUGUGUAACAUUACAGAACAUAUUGGGACAUAUUGAAGUAUUCGAUACUGUAGACCUUUAGGGGAUGUCGAUACAGAUAUGCACAAUGUAAAGGGAAACUUUGGUGAUGUUUAAAUAUUGUACUGUGUCAAUAUUAGGACAUUUUGAACAGAAAGAACAAAAAUAGAAUUAAUGUAAAUAUAUAUUAGUGUUAGUAACCUAUUUUCAUUCAAUUUUGUAAUUAUAUUUCAUUUUGUAAAAGAAAGACUCACUGUUUGCUGUAGCUCUGAUUAAUUGUAUAAAUUAUCAGUUUUGAGCUAAAUUAUUUCGUAUAA